Molecule: messenger RNA, 676 nt
Organism: Salvelinus sp. IW2-2015
Lineage: Eukaryota; Metazoa; Chordata; Actinopteri; Salmoniformes; Salmonidae
Source: RefSeq, a predicted model, not a curated record
AUGACACCCCAGAUGCCCUUGAGAACUGAGCAAAGGGAACAGGAGAGAGUUUCUGGUCUGGGCAAAUCAGCUUCUAAGCAGUUUUCGGAGGAGGUGUUGCAGAGUCAUAACGAGUAUCGUAGGAAGCACCAGGCGCCCCCUCUAAAGCUGAGCAGCAAGCUGAGUAGAGAUGCCACUAGGUAUGCUGAGUCUCUGGCCAGCACACGGAUCCUGAAGCACAGUGUUGAGUCCAGUAAGGGGAGCUGUGGCGAGAACCUGGCCUGGGCCUCCUAUGACCAACCAGGGAAGGAUGUGGCCGACCGCUGGUAUGACGAGGUCAAACAAUACAACUUCAACCYCCCCGGCUUCUCCUCUGGCACAGGUCAUUUCACAGCAAUGGUGUGGAAGGGCAGUAAGAAGCUGGGUGUGGGGAAGGCCAGUGRGCCAGAUGGCUCGUCAUUUGUGGUAGCCAGGUACUUUCCAGCAGGGAACAUCACCAACCAGGGACACUUUGACAACAACGUCCUGCCGCCCAAGGACUGAGGAACAUACUGACCCAUCACCCCCAUCCCCCAGGAGCUGACCAUCCAAAAGACAUUUGCACUUUGACUUGUGUCCUUGACUUUAUAUACAGUGGCAAGAAAAAGUAUGUGAACCCUUUGGAAUUACCUGGAUUUCUGCAUAAAUUGGUUAUCAA